This is a messenger RNA of Hirsutella rhossiliensis, 459 nucleotides long. RefSeq lists its product as uncharacterized. NCBI's taxonomy places the organism in Eukaryota, Fungi, Ascomycota, Sordariomycetes, Hypocreales, Ophiocordycipitaceae. The record is from RefSeq and is a predicted model, not a curated record. The transcript has 3 exons. The coding region runs from base 1 to 459 and encodes 152 amino acids.
AUGAUCCCCUGGAUGAGUCGGUCGUCGUCGAAGAAGCAGGCCCCAGGAUCUCCCGCGUCGAGGCAUAUCAGCACCGUGGAGAUCUCCUACGAGGCCUAUGCCUACUUUGCCCACGACGAGGACUCGUGUCAUCGGAGGGCAACCGUGCAGCACUUUGUGCUAUUUGUACCAUGGGAGUCUUUCAUGUGCGAAGAAAUGGGCGACAUCAACAGCAUCUGGGCGCGGGCGCGAGAGGCGCUGGCUCCGAGAAUAUCAUGUCUCGGCGACAUCGUGCCGAUAUCGUGCGGCUGGUUCGACGAUCAGCCGAAGACGCAAAACGCGACGCUAAGCAAUGGGCAUCCUCAUCCGGAGAUGCCUAUCCGACGGUCGCACACGUGGAAGGGGCGGGACGGACGAGGCGGGCGCAGAAUCAACAGCGACGUAUCAGUCCAAACAGCAUCGGAAACGCAACGCAGCUGA